AUGACCGACUCUAGUAGAUGGAACUUGUUCAUGGAAUCGCUCAGCGAUGAAGUGGACGUGGAUGAUUAUAUCGCGGCUGCCUCCAACAAGGGAUCAAUUGUUACUAUCAAAGAUUCAAGAACCGAAGAGACCGAAGCCAGUCAUGACAGAUUCGACGACGAAGAAGGCGACGAAGAACAAAAGCCGUUGGUGGCUGUGGCUGCUGAACAAGGACGUGAGCUGGUGCCCAUGAAGGAGGACGACAUGUACAGUUUGAUUUUUACGAGUGCUGUCACACGCCCCGGCUUUUGGUUUGCGUUGGCCAUCUUUACCUUUCAGACAGUGAUAAUGGUCCUGGUGUUGAAAGACACCCUUGACUUUCAAAGCGACACAAACAAGUUCAAGAUGCCUCCUGGAAACCAUUUGGAAGUGAUCCUUGCUCAGGGCCUUCUCAUGGUGAUUUUACCUCAAGUUGCAGACGACUUCAUGGACGCGAUCGAAUUCAUGAUUGACGGAUACGACGAGGGCGUUAUUGACCGUGAAGGGUGCAAACAUGCAACCAAGUGGAAGUGGCUACUUGCAGGAUCUCUACACUUUGGCGUUGGCGCCCUCAUGGUCGUUGAUGUUUUUGCGCUCAUUAUGCAGCAGACGUCUGUAAUUGCUCUUGGAGGUGUCUAUGCCGCUUUUGGUUUCUUUUCCGAAAUUGACAAUGUGGCUUUCCAAAUUUCCAAAAAGGGACUUUGCUCGGUGCCACUGCAACAAGACAUUAAAGAUUCUCUAAAGGUGAAGACUUCCAAGACUACCACGUACACAUGGCAUCGGCGAUUCCGAGACACGCUGCUGGCAGGAGCGCUCGUGGUCGGCUGGGGUGUCCUUACGUACCAAAUGAUUAAAGGAGAAUUCUUGUGUCACAAUCUACUUGUGCAGUUCGGCGACGUCUACAACGCACAUGUUGCAGAGUAUUAUGGAAUGUUUGACAUGCUAGACGACCUUAGUAAACACGACCACAGAGCUGUCUAUCAGGAGAGGUCCACUGGGAACAUGCGCCUAGCGUACUGCUUGAAACAGAAACGGUGGACUCUGGCAGGACAGAAAGCGGAUGGCGACUUUGAUCCUUGUGAUGAAACUCUCAUUGUGGCCGCAUCACAGGAAGAAAACAACCCUGGAUUUGAUAUCUUGACGACAACUAGCUGGUCGGUUGUUCCUGCUGCUCUGGUCGGCGAAAUGAGACCAUUCACCGACUUCACAAUCAAGUGCAAUGAAUGCAGCGAGUUGACCUGUGGCAGCGGGACUUGCGAUGGUGUUCGUUGUGUCUGCCAAGAUGGUCACUUCGGGAUCAACUGUGAGUUUGCUCAUCCGUGCGACCAUUUGACACUGAACCGCAAUACACAAGCCUUCCCUGUGGCAAAACUUGGGCUGGUGUCAUUCCCUACUGAGUUCGAUUUGCUUCGGUUAAGCGACGGCUCCAAGAGCUCAACUUCGGGCGACAGCAGCAACGUCCUUCAGAUUGAAUACCGGCCAGUGUACUUUGGCAAAAGCGAGCGCAACAGAACGUUUGUCAUGUUCUUUGCAGGGAGACGCUUUGUUCUCGUUGACAAAAUGGACGACCAGGUUUUUGCCAACAAGCAAGAAGCAGUAGACUAUAUAUCCAGUGACACGUUUAACAUUCUCCACAGUGGCUACAGCCCCCACUAUGUCAGUGGUGCAAUGGACGUCGAUGAGCCAAACGAGAAAGCGAUACCAGAUAGAAUCGGUUGGUAUCGGGUGCGGGCAAUUGACCAGAUGAGCGGCGAAGGAAACAAGGGCUGGUGGUCCGUGGCCAUGGACGAGCCAGUUGAGACAAAGCUACAUUGCGCCCACUGCAAUGAAGUGUCCAACCCUUGCGAAAACUUUGGGUAUUGCAAUUUCACCAAUAACAGCACUGGCACUCCUUUUGGCUCUUGUGUGUGCUACCAAGGCACUCAAGGUAGUUUGUGUGAAUACGAUGAAAAGUGCAACGACCCCGUAGAAGAUGACCAGACCCACGACGAUGACGACGACGGCAUACCAUACACGUUGGGAUGUUUCUACUCCACCCAUUGCCAACUCGAUGGAACAUGUGCUAAUUGCCCUGUUGGUCUUUGGGGUUCCAGGUGUGCAGUCCCUAUCCCAUGCCAUCUCGCUGCGAAAAAUGCAAAAUUCGACGAUACGUACAAAGGAGACUCAUCGGCAUUCAAUGGAUGUUUCCGUGGUGGGACCUGCGAUCACAAGACGGGUUCGUGCACUUGCCUUGAACCGUACAGAGGUCCCCUCUGCCAAUUUCCAAAUGUUACUGACAUCAAAGGCGUCAAUUUCUAUUGA
Molecule: messenger RNA, 2319 nt
Organism: Seminavis robusta
Lineage: Eukaryota; Bacillariophyta; Bacillariophyceae; Naviculales; Naviculaceae
Source: the annotation of a GenBank genome assembly